Brassica rapa (field mustard) is the source of this 2204-nucleotide messenger RNA. RefSeq lists its product as uncharacterized. NCBI's taxonomy places the organism in Eukaryota, Viridiplantae, Streptophyta, Magnoliopsida, Brassicales, Brassicaceae. The record is from RefSeq and is a predicted model, not a curated record.
GUGCAAACUGAAUACUUACUUUUUGUGUGUACUUGAUAUUUGCUUUACCUUGAACGAGUAUUUUUGGACUUGUAUGGUAUUUGACCUAACUUGUUAUUUCGAGUAUCUGUCCAAAAAUAUGUUAUUUGCAAGUCACUUGCUUCGUUCGAUUAUGUUUCUACUUGUAAAUACAUAUGAAAUAUUUGGAUGUAUUUCCAAGUUUUUAAAAAUUACUUGCUAUAUAAUAUUCUAUCAAAGAAGGUUAUAAAAAUUUGUUAUGUUUAUUCGACUUGGAAAAAACAUAAGUUUUACGUCAAAUAAAAUAUCUGUACCUAUUAUUAAAAAGAAGAAGGAACAAAUACAUUAACAUUUUGAUAUGAAAGUAUCGUUUACUUUUUUCAACAAAGAAAUAUCUUUUUAAGGCUAUUUUUUUUCAAUCACAAAACAAGUAACUAAUAUCAAGACAAGUCACUAUUUUUUUUUGCGAUACUUGUUAUUUGACUUAUACUUGUAAGUAGCAAAAUUUAACUAUUUGAUAUUUAACUUAAUAAGGCCGAGUACCUAAAAACCAGAGUGUGUACGGAUCAAAUAACGGUAUAAAGUAAAUAAUGAGUAUUUUGUGUAAUGGGGUAUAAGGCAAGUAGUGAGUAUUUUGUGUCCAGCUAUUUUUAGCUGCAUAUCUCAACAUUAGUUACAGAGGAUCCCACAAAAUUGAUAACUAGAUACUAUGUUCCAGUUUUAAAUUAAUUACGAAGAUCUCUUUAUCCAUUAUAAAAGGGAAAAUUCGUUGGCACUAACGUAAUUGUCGUCUAGUCUCGACGACCUUGACUGUAAAUCCCUCAAAGUCCCAAAUAGUCAGUAAAUCCAAAUCUCAAAUAAAAUCUAAUUAAAUUAAAUUAUGAUGAACACUAAUGUUUCCUAAGCUUUUGGGGUUUGAUAAUGGCGUGACACCUUUUAUCUUCUUUUCAACAAAUCUCAUCUUCUCUUCUCACUCCAAUCGCUUGCUUGCUGCUCACUCCAUCCCUUAGAUUCUACAAUUCCUUUCAUACGACAGAGAAAAUGGGAAACUGCUUCCCCAAUUCCUCUACCAAAUCCACGUCUGAGAUCUCUCCGGCGACGGCGAAACCUACCUCCGCCGUCACCGUGAAACUCUCCGGACCGCCGAACAGCCUCGCAACUUCUUACCUCCGCUUCGCUCUCCUCCACAAGAAAGUACACCUCCGCUUCGUCCCCUCAGAAGACGAGAAGCCGACAAUCCACGUCGGAGCAGAGACGGUGUCGGGAUCUCAGGAGGUUCUGCUCCGUUACAUCGAGGACAAGUUCCCCGAGCCGAGGCUAAUGCUCUGGAAGUUCAACCUGGAAGGCUUCGACGAGGCGACGCCGCCGAUAGUGAAGAUGAUUUGGCUUCAGCACAGGAGCAUGCUGUGGCAUAUGGAGAGGAUGGUGAGGUGGUCGGAGGAUCUAGCGGCACGUGGAGGGAGGAGAGCCGUUGAUCCGUCGGUGGGGACGCCGAAGAUGGAGAUUAGGAAGUUCGCUAAGAGCUAUGGGGAGUUGCAUGAGCUGAUGGUUGAGCAUGCUCAGAUGGAAGAGAGGAUUCUUUUUCCUGUUCUUGAAUCGGUUGAUCGAGGGAUGUGUAAAAGUGCGAAUGAAGAACAUGGGAGAGAGUUACCGAUGAUGAAUGGUAUCAAAGAAUAUAUUAAAUCUAUUGGGGUGAUGAUGGACUCUGGGGUCUGUUCUGAGGAACUCUUUAGUCUUGCUUCUCGUUUCAAAUCAUUACAGAUGAUGUGUAAAGCACAUUUUGAAGAGGAAGAGAAAGAUUUGCUACCGAUGGUGGAAGCUGCGGAGAUGGGGAAAGGUAAGCAGAAGAAGCUGAUGAAUCAAAGCUUGGAGCUUAUGAGAGGGACUCACUCUAACGUCUGUGAUUUUCUACUCCAAGGUCUCACUCCUCAAGAAGCUAUGCAGUAUCUUGACUUGCUCAUGAAUUUUGCUGAUCCUAACUUUAUCUCAUCUUUUAUCUGCCAACAAGACAUUGCUGGCUGAUUUUUUUUUUCUUCUGGCUCAAAUUGUGAAAACUGGUUAUUGUUCGGUGAAGUGAGUUUGGUGUAAAUAUAGACAGAUUAUGCAUCAGGCUGCUUAGGGGAAAUCAUGACUACACAUGUUACUAUUCAACAACGUUAAUUUGAUUUUAAUCCUGUUUAUUGCUAAGAGCUGAAACUGAUUGAUGA